Tricharina praecox is the source of this 1820-nucleotide messenger RNA. RefSeq lists its product as uncharacterized. Bases 16 to 1683 code for a protein of 555 amino acids. The transcript has 2 exons. Lineage: Eukaryota; Fungi; Ascomycota; Pezizomycetes; Pezizales; Pyronemataceae. The record is from RefSeq and is a predicted model, not a curated record.
CUAUGUUAAAGCUACAUGCUCCACACUUCCAGCAGCUACAUAUCCACUACUCUCCCAAUAUUCAUCUAUUGUCAAAUGUCUGUUACAAGCAAAAGUGGACCCGCCAGCAGUGGUCAAGGGGUGUUUGUACCUGUGAAUAGCCGUCUUCAAACGGCCGUUACGUUUUACCACGCCAAUCGACAAACUCCGGUUCCCCGUCUCUAUCGAAGCAAGGAUAACAAGGGGAAAAAGGUCACCAACUACGGCUAUUCGAUUCGGCGAGUAGCAACGAUGCAUGGGGUUGCUUACUCACUUCUGCAAAGAGCGAUUACUUCCGGUGGGAAGAUCAAGACCCGGUCACAAGCACACGAAAAGGAGAUGGUCCUGACGGUCGAGGAAGAGAAAGUUCUUGAAGAAUGGUGUCUACAAAACAUGCAUGGUUGGGGCUAUCAGAUACGGCUUGACUUGCUACGAAAUAUGGCUUGUGCAAUUGUCGAAGAGCGAGAACGGCGGAAUUCCGAAUCUGCCAGCGAUUUCCGCCUUCGAAUGCUCGACCAUUUGAACGAUGAUGUCGGUCCAAAUUUGGAUCUCAUUGGUAAGAACUGGUAUAAACGGUUCUUAUCACGACAUCCAGCAAUAUCGGCAAUGCACAGUGGCAUCGACCCUUUCAAUCCCAACGCCGCUGUUCCUAAAAAUCCUCCUGACCUGCGUCGGAAUCAAAAUCGUAUCGACACACACGCUUCCGAUGAAUCGAGCUCUACGGCGAAUCCGACUGACUUAACGAUGGCCGCGACUCCUCCUCCGACAACACCUCCAAGACGAACGCCUCGAUCAGACAUAUCGCGUCCCACAACCCCACGUAACGCUAUCGAAGUGCAGCAGCAUGUUGAAGCUCUCUUAGAAUGGUUGGACUCUUCAGAACGUCAAUGGAUAGAGCUCGCAGAGUCUGGUAUCCGGGAACGAGUACAACAACUAGCAAAGUCGGCAUGCAUGUCAAUGUCCCGACUCGAAGCACUCAAAAUCGAAACCAACCGACAAUUACGACUUUUCCAGCGUGACGGAGGAAACCCUAGUGACGAAGAAACUGGUCCCGACUAUCAAGCAGAGUUGACUGAUUGCCGAGUCCUUACGAUUGGAGAAGCCAAAUUACUAAGAAGACGAGCGGAGGAAAAAUGGGAAGCGAAGCAACAGCGUUUGGAUGAGAAGCGACAGGCAAACGCCUUGGAAAGAGCGAUGAUUGAAUUGGAUGGUCCCGACUAUAAAACAGUGUUGACCGAUAAACCAGUCCUUACGUUUGGAGAACAAUGGCGUUUGGAUGAGAAGCGACAGGAGAACGCCUUGGAGCAAGCGAUGAUUGAAUCUCCUAUGGGUGGUAUCCACGAAGCACAAGCAGCUGCAGAACCCGGAGAGUCUGUUGUGUUUCAAACAAUGAACCCGUUCAACGGAUUGAAUGAGGCUGGUGGAGUUUUUGGUGCAUCGGUGGUGGAGGCUCUCAAGCCAGAGUUUUUCGUCGUCGCAACCGGAGAGAGAUCCGAACAUUAUCAGCAUCUAAUUCCCCGGCUGAAGAAGGACAAGGUGAAGAGGGGCUAUGCGCAUCAUGGGAAGGCGGAGAAUUUUGGUGUUUGGACAACUGUCAUGGCCAGAACCAAGGACGAGUGGACAUUCGUUCAUGUUUCCUUUCCUUUGGAUAGUUCUUCAGAUUGAAACUUGUAUGUAGUAUGACCCCCCGGCGUCGGAUGAAUACUUUCUCUUCUCCAUAAUCUUUUUGUACUGAAUAGUCUCGGACUGGAUUGACAUUGUUGUACUGGAUUCUCCUGCUUUCUGUUUUCUGUCAUCUGAAC